GUUCUCUUCGUGUUGCAGGUUUCUACAACUGUGAGUAUCUUUUACGAAUCUCAUCAUGCAACGAUCUAACGUGGAAUUCCCUUUUUCCAGCGUGUUUGCAACAACCUGGCGAUUGGAAACAAGCAAGAUGCAACGAUAUAUUUAUUCGCUGGAGCACGGAACUAUGGAGUACGGUACGAUGGGUCGUACGAAGGAAACAUUGUCUGACAGUAACAAACUCGCCAAAGAAAAAGGAAGCAAACCAAUCUACUUAAACAAACCUCAGCGCCAGAAUCGAAAACAGUGGUGCUACGAUUUCAUCGCAAUGUGUCGCAAACCACGCUCGGUCCAUCCUAAACUUCUCUGGAAACCCGAAUCACCCCAUUGGCAAACAACCUGGGGCAGUUGGGCGACACGCUUCGAAGGAGUUGGUGAAAUAAAGACGGGGUCAUCGAAUUCGGUGAAUCGAACCUCGUGUCUCGUAAUUCUGAACACAAUGUUCCGGAAUGAUAGGAUUUUAUUGGCGCGACGAGCGAUGAACCGUCUCGUUCGAUGGCUUCUCGCGCUAGUUACGCAUCGAAACGCAUCCGUUUCCCAUCCUGAACCAUCUAUGAGCUUGCAACAUCGUCAUCCAUGCUCGUCAAUUAUAAUAAAACUACCGUUAGCGAUCGAAGCAGACGGACAAAUUCCACCGACGCGAUUUCCUAUACAACAGACGAUGAUAACAUCGCUGUUAAACUCAUACACAAGUUCUACAACCUGUUUCGAGAACCAAGUGCUUUCGACUGACGCAAUAAUAUGAGGGCAACAAUCUGUUGAGUUAUAUGAGUUAAGUACGAUACAAUAUAUUGUAAAAUACAACUUUGAAUUUUGUACAGGAUAGUUGAACUUGUUAUACUUCAUCAGAUACUACCAGCGUCUGACACGAAGAGAAAGUGGAACUUUGGGUAUAAAUGAAAAAUAUAAUGAGUCAUAUUUCUUGUCUUUUAUGGAAGAGCAACUAUAAAAUUCAAUAUGUUACUGGCCAAUUUCACGUUAAAAUUUUUUAAGAUCUUUUCAUUUGUUUUUGGGAUUAGAUAUAUGUUUUCGUCAGUGUCAUGAAUAUCCAAAAAGUAUUAAGGAUGUUAAUUAUGUAAACUGACAUUAAUCAAGUUAAACUUAAUACAAUCAAGUAA
This is a messenger RNA of Bombus pascuorum, 1154 nucleotides long. RefSeq lists its product as uncharacterized. Bases 56 to 781 code for a protein of 241 amino acids. The transcript has 2 exons. Lineage: Eukaryota; Metazoa; Arthropoda; Insecta; Hymenoptera; Apidae. The record is from RefSeq and is a predicted model, not a curated record.